This is a messenger RNA of Lindgomyces ingoldianus, 513 nucleotides long. RefSeq lists its product as uncharacterized. Bases 62 to 376 code for a protein of 104 amino acids. The record is from RefSeq and is a predicted model, not a curated record. Gene Ontology annotation, biological process: mitochondrial electron transport, ubiquinol to cytochrome c. The transcript has 4 exons. Lineage: Eukaryota; Fungi; Ascomycota; Dothideomycetes; Pleosporales; Lindgomycetaceae.
CUUCUGCGUCCCAGCAUCACCAACCUCAUUCACCACGGCAUCCCAGCAUACUACCGCAACCAUGUCGCAAACGAUCAAAACCCCAUCUGCUUCCAGGGGCAAGACACCCGCUGCUUGGUCUGUGCGAUCGGAUUAUAAGGCUUACCGGAGUCCUUUCGGUCCUGCAUACAAAACUCAGAUGAAUUACCACGGCAUCACCUCCCGGACACUCAUGAAGUACGGCGUCCUCGCAGGCGGAUUCGGCGGCGUAGCCGGUAUCUUUGCGCUCUUCUUCUUCUCCGAGGUUCCGCGCGUGCGUAUUGAUAUCAUGCAGAAGAUUCCGGUUAUCGGGGAUUACUUUGUCAAAGAGAUUCCGCCGGAAGAUAACCCGUUCUAAAUAUCACGGUAUGGUCUGAUGUGGCAUACUCUGGAAUGGGAAGUGGGGUUUGGGAAUGGGAGUGUACUAUAGACGACUGAAAAUAUGCGUCCGCUGAGGACUGUAUAGUAUGCAGAAUAGACUUUCUUCAACUCGAA